Messenger RNA from Eremothecium sinecaudum, 1692 nucleotides. RefSeq names its product alpha-keto acid decarboxylase family protein. Bases 1 to 1692 code for a protein of 563 amino acids. The transcript has a single exon. Lineage: Eukaryota; Fungi; Ascomycota; Saccharomycetes; Saccharomycetales; Saccharomycetaceae. Gene Ontology annotation, molecular function: magnesium ion binding; thiamine pyrophosphate binding; carboxy-lyase activity. The record is from RefSeq and is a predicted model, not a curated record.
AUGUCUGAAAUAACUUUAGGCCGUUAUUUGUUUGAAAGGUUAAAGCAGGUUGAUGUGCAGACUAUCUUCGGUCUACCAGGUGACUUCAAUUUGUCCCUAUUGGACAAAAUAUAUGAAGUUGAUGGAAUGAGAUGGGCUGGUAACGCUAAUGAAUUGAAUGCUGCUUACGCUGCUGAUGGUUACUCAAGAGUUAAGGGUAUGUCAUGUUUGGUGACUACUUUCGGUGUUGGUGAGUUGUCAGCGUUGAAUGGUAUUGCUGGUUCUUAUGCAGAGCACGUGGGUGUUUUACAUGUGGUGGGAGUUCCAUCUACGUCGGCACAAGCCAAGCAGUUGUUGUUGCACCACACUUUAGGUAAUGGUGAUUUCACUGUUUUCCACCGGAUGUCUUCGAAUAUUUCUGAGACGUCGGCUAUGAUUACUGAGUUGACUUCCGCUCCAGCUGAGAUAGACAGAUGUAUUAGAACUUGUUACAUUACCAAAAGACCUGUUUACUUGGGGCUUCCGGCUAACAUGGUAGACCUCACGGUCAGCUCGAAGUUAUUGGAAACUCCAAUUGAUUUGGAGUUGACGCCUAAUGAUGAGGAAGCAGAAAACGAAGUCGUCAACACAGUUUUGGAGUUGAUUAAGAAAUCAAAAAACCCUGUAAUCUUGGCGGACGCGUGUGCUUCUAGGCAUGAUGUCAAGAAGGAAGCUAUUGAUUUGAUAAAUGAGACUCAAUUUCCAGCCUUUGUUACACCUAUGGGUAAAGGGUGUAUCGAUGAAAGCCAUAGCAGGUUCGGUGGUGUCUACGUCGGUACCCUAUCUUCUCCCGAAGUCAAGGAUGCAGUGGAGUCUGCUGACUUAGUUCUAUCUAUCGGAGCCCUUUUGUCUGAUUUCAACACUGGGUCUUUCUCAUACUCUUACAAGACCAGAAAUGUGGUGGAGUUCCACUCCGACCAUGCUAAGAUUAGAAAUGCUGUCUUUGCAGGCGUUCAGAUGAAAUUCGCUCUACAAAAGCUUGUAAAAAUGAUUUCUGAUAUCAAUCUUGAUUACACACCUACCCCUGUUCCAACAGUAAAAGCCGGAGCCAAGGUUGACGAUCCUUCGACACCAUUAAAACAGGAAUGGAUAUGGGAAAAUGUGUCUAAGUUCUUCCAAGAAGGCGAUAUUAUAAUUACUGAAACUGGUACUGCAGCGUUCGGUAUUGUCCAAUCUAAAUUUCCUAAGGAUGCUUAUGGUAUUUCUCAAGUUUUAUGGGGCUCAAUUGGUUUUACAACAGGCGCCUGUUUGGGAGCCGCUUUUGCUGCGGAAGAGAUAGAUCCAAAGAGAAGAGUGAUGCUAUUUAUUGGCGAUGGUUCAUUGCAAUUAACUGUUCAAGAGAUCUCUACCAUGAUAAGAUGGGGAUUGAAGCCAUAUUUGUUCGUCCUAAACAAUGAUGGUUACACAAUUGAAAGAUUAAUUCACGGUGAGAAGGCUCAAUACAAUGAUAUCCAGCCAUGGGACAACUUGAAGUUAUUGCCAUUAUUCAAUGCUAAGGAUUAUGAAGCCAUUAAGGUUUCAACAACCGGUGAAUGGGAAAAGGUCAUGAACAACCCAGAUUUCAAGAAGAAUGACCGAAUUAGAAUGAUAGAAGUUAUGCUCUCUGUUAUGGACGCUCCAUCUAGUUUGAUUCGCCAAGCAAAACUCACUGCCGAAACAAAUGCUCGGCAGUGA